GUAGUAUUGAUGUGGCCAAGUCGGUCAGGUUCCACGUCAUUCGGAAGGAUCAGAAUCUCUCCAGACACGGAUGCGCACACAGAAGAAGAGAGAGACCUUAGCCCUGUUUGAAAGGAAAACUCAUUCUCUCUGAGUGGAGUCUCGUGAAGAGAAAAAGAGCUGACAUAAUGACAGCCGCGGAGAAUGUGUGUUACACACUCAUCAAUGUCACCAAUGACUCUGAACCACCAUCAGAAGUCAGCUUGAAAACUGAUUUAGAAAAGGGGGAAAUCAAAGCCAAGACAGAGGCUUUGAAAAAGGUCAUCAUCAUGAUCCUGAAUGGAGAGAAACUUCCAGGCCUAUUAAUGACCAUUAUUCGGUUUGUGCUGCCUCUUCAGGACCACACAAUUAAGAAACUAUUACUAGUUUUUUGGGAAAUUGUUCCCAAAACGACUCCUGAUGGCAAACUUCUUCAGGAGAUGAUCUUGGUCUGUGAUGCCUACAGGAAGGAUCUCCAGCAUCCCAAUGAGUUCAUCCGUGGCUCCACCCUGCGCUUCCUGUGCAAGCUGAAGGAAUCUGAGCUGCUGGAGCCCCUCAUGCCAGCGAUCCGUGCCUGUCUGGAGCAUCGUCACAGCUAUGUACGCCGCAAUGCAGUCCUGGCCAUCUACACUAUCUACAGGUGUGAUCGAGCUUUGGACUACCUUAGCACCUGUAUUGAUCAGGUGCAUACUUUCGGAGACAUUCUACAGCUUGUUAUCGUGGAACUGAUUUAUAAGGUCUGCCAUGCCAACCCCACAGAGAGAGCUCGUUUCAUCCGUUGUAUCUACAACCUGCUGCAGUCAUCCAGUCCUGCUGUAAAAUAUGAAGCAGCUGGAACUCUGGUUACUCUGUCCAGCGCUCCCACUGCCAUCAAGGCUGCUGCUCAGUGCUACAUUGAUCUGAUCAUUAAAGAGAGUGACAACAACGUUAAGCUCAUUGUUCUGGACCGACUGAUCGAGUUGAAGGAACAUCCUACACAUGAGCGUGUGCUGCAGGACCUUGUGAUGGAUAUUCUGAGGGUUUUGACCACUCCUGAUCUUGAGGGCCGCAAGAAGACCCUACAGCUGGCCCUGGACCUGGUGUCAUCCCGCAAUGUAGAAGAGCUGGUUAUAGUGCUAAAGAAAGAAGUCAUCAAAACCAACAAUGUGACUGAGCAUGAGGACACAGACAAGUACAGGCAGCUGCUUGUUCGCACUCUCCACUCCUGUAGCGUGCGCUUCCCUGACAUGGCAGCCAAUGUCAUCCCUGUGCUGAUGGAGUUCCUGAGUGACACUAACGAGGCGGCCGCAGCCGACGUGCUGGAGUUUGUGCGUGAGGCGAUUCAGAGGUUUGACAACCUUAGACCUCUCAUCAUUGAGAAGAUGCUAGAGGUCUUUCACGCUAUCAAGACGGUCAAGAUUUACAGAGGAGCUCUGUGGAUUUUGGGUGAAUAUUGCAGCACUAAAGAAGACAUCCAGAGUGUCAUGACAGAAGUCCGCAGAUCUUUGGGAGAGAUCCCUAUUGUGGAAAAUGAGUUGAAAAAGGAGGCUGGAGAGGUGAAACCUGAGGAGGAGGUGACUGCAGCUCCAGCUCCUAAGCUGGUGACAGAAAUGGGCACUUACGUCACUCAGAGUGCCCUGAGCACCUCCAGACCAUCCAAAAAAGAAGAGGAUAGGCCUCCUCUGAGGGGUUUCCUGAUGAAUGGAGACUUUUACGUUGCUGCCUCAUUGGCCACCACCCUCACCAAAGUGGCCUUGCGCUAUGUUGCCCUUGCCGAGGACAAAAAAAGGCAAAAUUCAUUUGUUGCUGAGGCUAUGCUGAUCAUGGCCACUGUGCUCCAUCUUGGCAAGUCAUCUCUACCCAAGAAGCCCAUCACAGAUGAUGAUGUGGACCGGAUCUCACUGUGCCUCAAGGUCCUGUCCGAGUGCUCGCCCCUCAUGAAUGACAUCUUUAACAAGGAAUGCCGCAGAUCUCUGUCCCAUAUGCUCGCUGUCAGACUGGAGGAGGAGAAACUGUCUCAGAAGAAGCCAUUGUCCCGGACUGAGCUGUCUCAUGUUUUCUUCCAGGUCACCCAGUUAACUGGUUUCUCAGAUCCAGUGUACGCAGAAGCUUAUGUCCAUGUCAAUCAGUAUGACAUUGUCCUGGAUGUCCUGGUUGUUAAUCAGACUAGCGACACCCUACAGAACUGUACCCUGGAGCUGGCAACACUUGGUGAUCUUAAAUUGGUUGAGAAACCAUCUCCUCUUACAUUGGCUCCUCACGACUUUGCCAACAUAAAAGCCAAUGUGAAAGUAGCCUCCACAGAGAAUGGCAUCAUAUUUGGAAACAUAGUAUAUGAUAUAUCAGGAGCAGCCAGUGACAGGAACUGCGUAGUCCUCAGCGACAUUCACAUUGAUAUCAUGGACUACAUUCAGCCGGCCUCCUGCACAGACACCGAGUUCAGACAGAUGUGGGCUGAAUUUGAGUGGGAAAAUAAGGUUACCGUCAACACCAACAUCACAGAUCUGAACGACUACCUUCAACACAUUCUUAAAUCUACCAACAUGAAGUGCUUGACCCCAGAGAAGACCCUGUCCGGCAUCUGUGGCUUUAUGGCAGCAAAUCUAUAUGCCCGCUCUAUAUUUGGGGAGGAUGCCCUUGCAAACGUCAGCAUUGAAAAGCCAAUCCACAUGGGACCUGAUGCCCCAGUCAAUGGCCAUAUUCGCAUCCGAGCCAAAAGCCAGGGUAUGGCUUUGAGUCUGGGUGAUAAAAUCAACCUCUCUCAGAAGAGGACCGCCGCAUAAAUUUCAGAGACUGAGGCCAUUGAGUGAAAGGGCGAGAUUUGACUAAAAAGCGCUAUGGUUACUCCAAUGUCUUGUCUUUUUUCUCUAGCGCUUCUUUUGUGUCUCUCCAGACUACCGUACACAUGCAGUGCUCUGUGGCCAAGAUCUAAGCUCUUCAAACUAUGUCUAAAGGGGAUCAUUUUGACAUUUUCUACCAACACGAUUCUUCCUAACUGCUCUAAAAGGGAUUGACCCAGUGUUAAUCUGUAAUCUGUUUCAAUAAACAUUGCACACCAUA
This is a messenger RNA of Sinocyclocheilus anshuiensis, 3057 nucleotides long. Its product is annotated as coatomer subunit beta-like. The transcript has 20 exons. Gene Ontology annotation, molecular function: structural molecule activity. Gene Ontology annotation, biological process: intracellular protein transport; endoplasmic reticulum to Golgi vesicle-mediated transport; intra-Golgi vesicle-mediated transport. The record is from RefSeq and is a predicted model, not a curated record. Lineage: Eukaryota; Metazoa; Chordata; Actinopteri; Cypriniformes; Cyprinidae. The coding region runs from base 168 to 2780 and encodes 870 amino acids. Gene Ontology annotation, cellular component: COPI vesicle coat; cytoplasm.